AUUAUAUAUUAUGGAAGAUAUCAAUCCGCUUAAAGCUCGUAAGCAAGCAAGGACUAUCAGACUCAAAGCUGUAAAGAAGAUUAUCAAGAUGGAUGAAGUACCUGAGCAAACAGCAAAAGUGAUGAACUUGUUCUACUUCUUCCAAGGAUACAUAAAGGAGCAUGAGGUUUUGAAUUACCAGCAGAUGAUUCAGUCAGGAAUGAUCCAGAUUCCAUACACAUUGGUCCACUUCAGACUUGACAAGCUCACUGAUGAAAGAGUCAGCAAAGUUGAAGAAUCACUUGCGGGUGUCGAUGUGGAAUCUUUAAAAUCCGAAAACGAUACAGCUCACAAUAUCUUCUUAUGGAUGAAAGCAACAAUUAAAGCGUUCCAUGAAGGAGGGGAAUCUGAGUCAGAUAGCGAUAAGGAAGAAGCUAAGAUGAUGGUGAAAGCAAAAAGCCAUGUCCCUCAUCCUUUGUUGAAGCUUACCAAAGCUAGGCGUACUCCAGUAGCCCCCUUGUGUAAAAUUAAGAGUACAGUUGUUAAAGAGGAGGGUAAAGAUAUUGGAGACCAGAUUGAUACCACAAAGAGCCACUAAGGAAGAUUGGAGGUUUCAGAAUCCUAUCUCUUAGUAGAAAAGCAAAGCAAGC
Messenger RNA from Moneuplotes crassus, 629 nucleotides. The record is from the annotation of a GenBank genome assembly. NCBI's taxonomy places the organism in Eukaryota, Ciliophora, Spirotrichea, Euplotida, Euplotidae.